Molecule: messenger RNA, 1157 nt
Organism: Drosophila navojoa
Lineage: Eukaryota; Metazoa; Arthropoda; Insecta; Diptera; Drosophilidae
Biological process (GO): cell fate commitment; regulation of transcription by RNA polymerase II
Cellular component (GO): nucleus; cytoplasm
Molecular function (GO): RNA polymerase II cis-regulatory region sequence-specific DNA binding; DNA-binding transcription factor activity
Source: RefSeq, a predicted model, not a curated record
GCAAAAAUAACAAAAAAAUAUCCGCAUAUAUGUUAGGAAGAGGAAGAGAAAGCAGACGAGAAUCUAUUGUAAAGCCACACCAAAUCUGAAGCAAAACAACAACAAGAGCAACACAAGUGAACCAGUUAACAGUUAUGAGAGAGAAAGACCACUCACCAAGAAAGAUGCUUCCUAGCCCAAAACAGGGCUGUGUUUACCCUGCCUUAGGAUUAAUACCCACAUCGUAUAUAUCACAUGUACCUUAUGAUCUGUCCGCCUCGACGACGGCGGCCAUAGCCACCAGCAGCAUGACGACAACAGCAGCAGCGCGACACCAACACCAGCAACACCAACAGCAACAGCAACAACAGCAACAACAAUCACAUCAUGGCAACAAGGCGAAGCGACGCAGCAGCUACGAUCAGCCGCUGGACCUGCGAUUGGCCCACAAGCGACGGCAGCCCGUCAAGCUGCAGGAGGAGGAGGAGGAGACGCUGGAGCAGCAGCCGCUGGAGGAUGAGAACAGCAAUCUGAUCCUCUUUGCCAACGAGCUGGCGGUGCAGCGCAAGGAGAAGGAGCUGAACAACAAUCACAUAGCCGCCUCGCUGGCCGACCUGGGCUUCGACAUGAGCCGCAAGAUGCUGCGUGCGCUGCGCGAGGGCGUCACCACGUCGCCCCCAGCGCCAGCGCCCAAUGCCAUUGUCGCUGCUGGCGUGCACUCGACGCUGCUGGAGGCGAUGACCAAGACGCUGCCGCUACAGUAUCGCAAUGUGUUCGCGCCGCCGACGGGCGCGCCAACGGGCGCGACAUGUCCGACGACGCCGGAGUUUGCGUUUCGCCAUCCGCUCAAGAAGAGCGAUCUGAGCUGGCCGCCCAGCGAGCAGCAACAGCAUCAGCAUCAGCUGAAGCUGGAACAACUCAAGCUGGACUUGCCCACGGCCACGACUACACCUACGCCGCAUCCCCAUCCGCAUCCGCAUCCGCAGCUGCAGGAAUUCCAAUCGCGGCAGCAUUCGCGCAAGGCCAAGCAGCGGCAGGCACAGUCCCAAUCCCAGGCCCAGCCCCAAGCUGCUGCGGUGGCCGGAGGCAACUCCCUGCCCGUGCAGCGCAACAAGGAUCGCUACACGUGCAAGUUCUGCGGCAAGGUCUUUCCGCGCUCCGCCAAUCUCACCCGGCAC